Molecule: messenger RNA, 4295 nt
Organism: Haliotis rubra (blacklip abalone)
Lineage: Eukaryota; Metazoa; Mollusca; Gastropoda; Lepetellida; Haliotidae
Product: lengsin-like
Exons: 2
Coding region: 1466-2728 (420 amino acids)
Cellular component (GO): membrane; cytoplasm
Molecular function (GO): glutamine synthetase activity
Source: RefSeq, a predicted model, not a curated record
CUACGAAAUCCUUUUUCUAUUAAAUGAAAAGUGAUAGCUCCACACGUUGUGUGCUAACGAUGAUGUGGUAAGGAUUGUCAGUGGGAUUUACAUCUUAUAAAUAAUGACAAUAAAGUGAGUCCUGAUAUAUCCUACAUAGCACUGCCCUAUGACAAUUAGCCAAUGGAACUGAAUUGUAACGUUCAGUUAGAGAAAGCCACUGAAACGAACGCAAUGACAAAAUACAUCAAAUGUCACCGGUCCCCCGGACGAACAAGUACUUAACCAAUAUCCUCGAUCCUUGACCGUCGCCUGGUAUGCGUGACCGCGGUCAAGGUUGACGUAUUCCUGCCUGUAUAGCUGUCACAUUUUGUCUUGUUUGUGUUUGUCAAAGUCGACAGUCGACAUUGUUAGAAACAACUCUAAAGAUCAACACCAUUUCCUAAAAUACGUGUUGUCUUGCAUGGGCCUCCUUCGAUAUUUUUUAUAUCAUUACUGAAUUUAAACAUACUGUGAAUAAAAAAUGCUAAAAUUUCACGUCCAAAAAAACGCCGAUACAUAUAUUUUAAGGAAGAAAGAAAAGUUAUCUACCAGCUUGUUCGAUGUCGUAAAGGUUUCAAAUGAAUGAACUUUAACCGUGUUUAAUGUCAUAUUUUGAGCGUAUUAAAUCGUGGAAUAUUUGAGUAAUACUAAAAUGCGCCAAAGAGACUGAUUUUGAAAGGUUUUGAUGAGACUGAUGGUUUAGUAGGACUCGACAAAACAAUAUACAUACAUACGUCGAACAAUUUCAAUAAUGAUAUGACAUCUAUGUUUAAGCACACUCCGAGACGAUAGGCCAUAAACAUGUAUUCUCUAAUUACAUUCAAUUACUGACAGUAACAUGUGUUCACUAAUUACAUUCAAUUACUGACAGUAACAUGUGUUCGCGAACAUGUUUUGUUUAGAAUUACGGAUUUUGUAUUUGGCAGAAAUAUAUAUAAGUGAAUAUUUACACCGAAAUUAUGAAAUUUAUGAAAUAUGCAAACUGUUUUGUUUAGUUACAGAAUUCUGACAUUUUGUACUAUCAAUCUCCUGUCACAUAUAAUCCACUAGACAUGUAGCAGCGGCUGGUGUUUAUAUCCUGACUACCAGAAAGUGAGACAUGAUGUAUGUAUAAUGUUUUCAUCAGUACAUAGUCUGUCUAGAGGAAGGUAAUAUUGAAAAACACCACUUUUCACUGUCGAUCUGCCUGCCCACAAGGACAAACAAGGUAUGUAGGCUUCAAUGCAUUCCUGCUACUUUCAGUUCACUGAUGCAUCAGCAAAUUAAAUAGAUAAAAACUCGUCUUGCAAAGUAAGGCUGCAACUAAUAUCCCAGCUUAUGCUAUCAGUUACUAGAUUUCAUGGAGAUAUGCUGCGUACGCAAGCAUAAAUUGUACAGGGUGUAAGGACCAGUGCACAAAACGGAAGAUCGUAUUGUUGUCUACUCUAGGUAACAAGCUGCAACGAUGUCGGACAUUGACCAGUACGACUAUGUGCGAUUCACUGUGGGCGACAUACAUGGACGGGCCAGAGGAAGAGUGAUUCCUGCGAGGCAUGUGAAGAAGUUUUUGGAGACAGGCAUAACCCUAUAUGGAGGUUUCCUGACAUUUGACCUUAAGAACGAAGACGUCCCCAUAUCCAUAGACGACCCAGACUCCAAAAGAAUUCCUAAAGCGUUUGCAAUAGCUGAUCCAAGUACUCUCUACGCUGUACCAUGGGCAAGUGAGAACGGAUUGAAGGUUGCUGACAUCAUCUGUGAAAGUUACUGGUUGAAAGAUAAGACGAAACAACUGGCAUGUCCCCGAUACGUUGCUACACAACAACUGGAGAAGCUAGCAGACCAUGGCUUCAGCUUCUUCUCUGGUUUUGAAUUGGAGUUCCUGUUGAUGAGACCAGGUGAAACAUCGUCACAGCAGUAUGAUCUGAUGAAUCAACGCCUUAUAACGAAGCACAGCGAUUUUCUAUUUCACCUUGAAAGGCAUAUGUACCUUGCUGGCGUUGAUAUUGAAAAUAUUCAUGCUGAGUAUGAAGCGAACACCUUUGAAGCUGUCCUUAAGCCAUCCUAUGGGAUCACAAGCGCAGAAUCUUGCUUUAAGUUCAAGACUGGAAUUUUAGAAAUAGCUGAUAAGAAAGAUCGCAUUGUCAGCUUUCAGUCAAAACAUAAUGUGGGGGAAAUUGGAAUGCAUUUCAACCAUUCCCUUUGGUCAUUAUCUGAUGGUGUCAACGUCUUCCAUGAUCCGGGAAGUCGGGAUGGCCUCAGUCCGUUAGGUCAGUAUUGGUUGGCUGGAAUUCUGAAACAUUCAAAAGCCCUGACUGCCCUAUGGUGUCCAACCAGCAACUGCUUUGAGCGUUUGCACAAACCUAAUUUACCAGGGCCAAUCUUCUGGAGCACUGAUGACCGAGCGGCUUGUGUGAAACUUAAGUCUUUGGAAACUGGAACAUAUCUGGAACAUCGUAUUCCCAGCGGGAUGAGCAACCCCUACCUCACCAUGGCGGCCACCAUUGCUGCAGGUCUUGACGGGAUUGUGAAGAAGAUGGAGUGUCCUCCUGUUGACGAAUUCUCCCAAGGCGCUCUUCCUUGCACUCUGUUGGAGGCGAUAGAUGACCUUGAGAGGGAUACGGACAUGGUGAAUAGUUUGGGUGUUGAGUUCGUUGAAUGGUUUGUUCGCACACUCAAGAGUGACACUGACCCAUGUGUUUUGAAGAACAGAUACACGUCAACACACUGAAGGGAGUUAUCCCAGUUGAUAUCCCAACUGAUAAAUAUGUAUAUACGUAUCACUGUCAUUAUUUAACAGGAAACGUUCGAUAUCCCAACUGAUAAACAUGUAGAUACUACUUGAUAUAUGUAUAUGUAUAAUCGUCAUAUUUAACAGGAAACGUUCGCUAUCCCAACUGAUAAAUAUCUAGAUACUACUUGAACUCUAAGUACGUACAUGUAUCAUCGCCAUUAAUAAACAGAGAACGUUCGACUUACUAACGCUGACACUAUGGGAUAUUUACCAAUUUAACGGCACGUCAACCUAAUCCAGAAUGUAGCCACACAUGUACUCUUUUAUCAAACUUCGGAUGUUUGGAAGCAGUUAGCAAAGGCAACAUAUUGUUGUUACAUUCCUAUGCAAUGAAACCGUAAAGAUGCCUGCGUGUGGUCUAUAUACUUAUAGCCUGCACUGCUUGGUCCGACAAAUAAAAUGUAAAAAGUCACAUCUAAAAAGAGCCUUUCAAUUUGUUUUCCGGGCGGAAACCUUAAAUCACAUGGCCAUGAGCAAUAGGUUAUGAAUCCGCAUAAGAAAGCAUUAAAUUACUUGCUUUUGCGAUAGCUAUCCCUUGGAAACAUGGUCUUGAAAGAAAUAAAGAACGGGUUUGCAGCAACUGCUCCAUUACGUUAGUUGACUAUCCACUGACAGAGUGGCUAGUUCAGCCUGACAUCCCAAUAACGUGUAUUAUCAUCCUGCAAACUGACACUGAAAUACGACAGGGCCAUACAGGCAAAACACAAUACCUUCAACAUUGUUAAUCUGAAGUGUAUAGAGGCUAUUCAGGUUUUCGCAUUUGAAAUGUUAACAUUUAGAAAUGUGUAUUAUAAAGAACCCAGUUACCAAACUCGAUUUUUGGCCUUUUUUCGAUGAAACUAUUAAAGUAUCUUGUACUCAGUCAUUUCAGCUAUUUCGUUAUAUUCAAUUAACGUGAAAAACUCUUCCCAAAUAUGAAACCGAUGCGUGGAAUACUUUCAUUCUUGCUGGAGAAAUACCUGUGUUGUGGGAGUGACAUAUAUAUCCGGAUAUUAACACUUACAUCAUAACACCCUUCAAUGGUAUUUUAAGUACAAAGCAUAGUACCUGUUCAGUGUUCCAUUAAAUGUAUACCAUACUUUUAUGUGAUUGCCUGUGAGUUAAGCAUUCCAAAAUAUUCCAUUGGCUCACUGAUCACUCUACACUAACGUUAUAUAAUGCUUGAAGUUUUUAAACCACAGUAAUUCUAUGCAUUUCGUGAUGAAAUAUAUUGUUUAAAAAUGUAGUAAAUAUAUUUCUCCAGAGUGAAAUCAUACCUUUUGCAGGGACCUUUUCAGCCAGCCUGUUUUCAAACUGAGAUCGGUUAGAAAAUACAUUACGCCCUUAUCAUGAACGUAUGAAAACAGCAUGUUGAAAUCUAAACAAUUCAAGCAAGGAUCUACUCUGAUACCAUAGUGAGACAGCAAAAUAGGUCAAUAUGUCAGUGCAAUCGUUUAUACAACUGUAUUCAUGUAAAACGAAAACUGGGUGUUGGGGAAGAAUAAAGUAUUAUCAUCAACUGUAA